Messenger RNA from Papaver somniferum (opium poppy), 4397 nucleotides. RefSeq names its product DNA topoisomerase 1-like. Gene Ontology annotation, molecular function: DNA topoisomerase type I (single strand cut, ATP-independent) activity; DNA binding. The transcript has 22 exons. The coding region runs from base 233 to 4180 and encodes 1315 amino acids. The record is from RefSeq and is a predicted model, not a curated record. Gene Ontology annotation, biological process: DNA topological change. NCBI's taxonomy places the organism in Eukaryota, Viridiplantae, Streptophyta, Magnoliopsida, Ranunculales, Papaveraceae.
UAGAGUUGAGGUCCUUGAGGACUCGGGAGAAGCACAUGAUCGCCGGCUCACUGCAGUUUUCUUCUCCAACUCGCCCACUCAUUCACACACUCCUUAAUGGUAAAACCCUAACAAAACCUCUCUCUCACACCAUAAUUUUUUCUGCAAAUAUGUUCUCCAGCAAAACUCUCCUGGAAACCCUAAUAAUAUCCUUGUAAAGCUCGAAACUUUUCGUUUGAAAUUGAGAGCGUUAAUGGCACUCCAACUGCAUAAGUUGUUGAAUUCUAAUUGCUUCCGCCGAAACCUGUCUGUGUCGUCUCUUCCACGCAUUAUGAACUACAUGAAAGGGAACGCAUCGUAUUCUACUGCAAAUCCUUGUUUCAAUGGUAAAUUGGGUCAACUUCAGUUAAUGAGCCCAAGAGAGGAAUGCAGGAUCGCUAACAAUCGAAUUAAGGAUUUAAGAUUCAAGGUUGGAUAUGAUCCUCAGUUCUUUAGAAGUUUUAGUACUGCUAGGCAUGAUGGAAAUUUAACCAAUUUUCCGAUUCAAUCUCAUUUAAGUGUAGGAAUUCCGAAAUCGCGAACAGUAGGAAGUAGUUUUAGGUUGGAUGUAUUAUUUUAUGAAGGUAAUGGAAGAAGGCUUUUUUCAGCAAAGCCGUCGAACCAAAAACCUAAGGUUCCAAGUGCAUUAGUGAAUAAAAAUGAGAAUGCCUUUGUGGGAGGAGAAUCUAGUCGUAAAGCUUUUUAUGCACCUCGGAAGCGGACAAGGACUCUGGGUGUUUGUAGUAGCACUGGCGGUGAUGGAGGAAAGCAGGUUGCAGUUGAGAAGCAGUUUGCAGAAGGAAAAGAUUCUAAUAAUCUGGUUGCACAAACUGGGGGCACGUUGAAACCGGCUGAUAAGGUUACUAUAGGCGUCAAGAAGGGCGUAGACGAGUCAUCCAUCUUAACAGAAGCUAAGGUUAAUGGUAAUGACCAUAAAGGGAAGGCUCUAGCUAAUAAGAAGCAUAAGUCAGGAAAAAAAGGGCACGUUCAAGAUGAUACUAGCACCAAUGUCCUAACUGCUGCAACCAAAGCUGGAGAUUUCAAAGAAGUUAUCGUACCAGAGAAUGCUAACGUCUCUGUGGGAGAUAGAGGGGAGUCGUCCCGCAAAUCUUUUUAUGCACGUCGGAAGCGGGCCAAGAUGUUGGCUAUUCGUAGUAGCAGUGGUGAUGGAGGAAACCAGGUUGCAGUUGAAAAGAAGGUUGUAGGAAAAGAAGUUGCUGAAAGUAACAAAAAAGUUGCACAAGCUGUGGACACGUUGAAGCCCACAGAAGUUCGCGUAGGAGAUAAGAUGGAUGCACAACAGUCAUCCAUCUCAACAGAAGCUAAGGUUAAUAGUUACGACCAUAAAAAAAAUACUCCAGCUAAAAAGAAGCGUAACUCAAGAAAUAAAGAGCAGAUUCAAAAUGAGAAUGACACCAAAGUCCUAUCUGGUGCAACCAAAGCCGCAGAUUCUACAGGAGUUACACUACUCGAGAAGAAACCUAAUAUCGACACACAUAGCCGGCACUCUCAAACUUCAAAUUCUGUUACAGUGUGUGGGAAACAGUUGCCAGCAGUUGAUUCUCCAGGUUCGGAACAUCAACAAUCCGAGAAGAAGAAAACUAUUUUUUCUGAAAAGAAAAGAGCACCCAAGAAGGAUCUGACAAGUAAAAAUUCAGAUAAAGUCUCAUUGCAACAAAGCAACAGUGUUCCAGGAAAACUAGAACCUCCAAUUAAAAAACUGAGCACAUUAUAUCCUCCCACUGGGAAAUCUGUUGUGGUGGUGGAGUCUCUCAAAAAAGCGAAGAUUGUCCAAGGUUAUCUUGGUGAUCUGUUUGAAGUCUUGUCUAGUAAUGGCCAUGUGAGAAUGUUGGCCAGAUGGGCAGGAGCAGUGAGGCCUGAUGACGAUUUCAGUAUGGUAUGGGGGGUUCCAGAUGCUGCUUGGACUCAGGUUAAGAGUAUGAAAGUUGCAUUAAAUGGAGCGAAAAAUCUUAUUCUUGCAUCUGAUCCUAGUUGUGAAGGAGAGGCUAUUGCUUGGCACCUUACUGAGAUGUUGCAGCAGCAAGAUGCAUUGCAUGACAAUAUUACUAUAGCUAGGGUUGUCUUUAAUGAAUUAACUGAGUCUUCUGUCAAAGCUGCUCUGCAGUCUCCAAGAGACAUAAACAUGGACUUGGUUCAUUCUUAUCUUUCAAGAAGAGCUCUUGACUAUUUGAUUGCAUAUAACUUGACACCGUUAUUAGAUAAGAAACUACCUGGUUGUCUGUCUGCUGGACGAGUUGAGCAUACAGCUCUGUCUCUUCUAUGUGACGCAGAAACGCAAAUUGAAGAGUUUAAGCCACGGGAGUACUGGACUGUAGAAGUAGAGUUCAGCAAUAAAAUUGUGGAUUCUUUGAAGAAAAACUUCUCUAUUAAAUCUCAUUUGAUUAAUGCUAGAUCAAAACAGUUAGAACAGCUCUCUACAAAAGCUACUGAUAUUCAGAAAAAGAUUACGUCAUCCUCUUUUAAAGUGGUGGGAUGUAAGAGGACAAAAACACAAAAAAAUCCUCCUAUGCCAUAUAUAACAUCAACUCUUCAGCAGGAUGCGGCGAAUAAAUUGCAGUUUAGUGCCUCAACUACAAUGAUGCUGGCUAAAGGGCUUUAUGAGGGAGUAAAGAUAGCAGAUAAGGAGUCUGUAGGCUUGAUAACAUACAUGCAAACUGACGAUCUGCACGUCCCUGAUGCAGCUGCAGAAGACGUACACUCCUUGGUGUUAGAAAGGUAUGGGAAAAAAUUUGCAUCGAAGGGCGCUCGUAAAUACUGUACAAAGCUCAAGAAUGCUCAAGAGGUACACGAAGCUAUCAGGCCCACUGACAUACGAAGGUUACCAUCAUUGUUAGCUGGAGUAUUGGAUGAAGAUUCCUUGAAACUCUAUACUCUUAUUUGGUUGAGAACAAUGGCAUGCCAGAUGGAACCAGCCCUGAUUGAUCAGAUACAAGUUGAUAUCGGUGCUGUUGGCGAGUCUACAUUGCUUCAAUCUACAUGCUCAAACAUUGAGUUUCUUGGGUACCAACCAGCUUAUAAGGAUGCGGAAGCUGCUUCAAUUGCAAAUGGCAUGGUAGAAGUCGAUGCUUGCAAAGAAACUUUUAAGUUUUUGUGUGCACUAAAGUCAGGGGAUCCUUUCUAUCCUGGUAAGGUGGAAUUGAAACAGCACUUUACUGAACCUCCUCUGCGUUAUACUGAGGGUUCGCUGAUUGAAAAGCUGGAAAAGCUUGGGGUUGGAAGACCAUCUACAUACGCCACCACAAUCAAAGCUUUACAGGAAAGAAAAUAUUUGACGGUAAAGAAUCGAGAAUUAUAUCCAGAGUUUCGUGCUCGAAUGGUAUCUCAAUUUCUCUCUCACUUCUUCUCUGAGGUGAAUGAUUAUAGUUUUACAGCUAAUACGGAGAAUGAGCUCGAUAAAGUAUCUGCGGGGUUGUCUGAGUGGAAAGCACUCAUGAAAGAUUAUUGGACACGCUUUAGCAAGUAUUGCAGUCGUGCUGGUAAUGCGAGCUCGCGGCAGAUCGAAACUGUUAUGGAGAAAGCAUUUCCCGAUUUCUUGUUUGGUUCACUUCCUGGAAAGAGCAGGACAUGCCCUAGGUGUAAAGAAGGCAAUCUGAUUUUCAGAAUUACAGGGUCUGCUGCAGGUUACUUCGUCGGUUGCGAUAAGCACCCGAAAUGCAAGUACGUUAACCCUAUACUUCGGGAUGGAGAAGAAGAAGAGGUCGAAGAACAUCCUGAUGACGAAGAAUUGUUUGAUGAACCAACAGUAAUAGGCAUGCAUCCUGGUUCUGAUGAAAAGAUUUAUUUGAAGACUGGUCCUUAUGGAGGCUAUGUACAGCUUGGCGAUGAUAGGAAGGGAUUUACACCGAAAAGAGCUCCUCUUGGCAAGAUGGAUCCUAAAUCGAUAACGUUAGAGCAUGCUCUUGACUUACUGAGCUAUCCUAAAACACUGGGUAAUCAUCCGGAUGAUGAUAAACCAGUAUUCCUAAGGACUGCUCCUAAAGGAUACGCCAUUAGGCAUCGUCGAACAACUGCUCCUGUACCGAAGAACAUGGAUCCAAAAAAAGUAACUUUAGAAGAUGCAUUGAAGUAUUUAUCGGGUAAAGGCGCAAGGCAUGCUGGGCGCCCUAAGAAUAAACCAAAGGCUGAAAUCUACGAGGCGUGAUAAAUGAUGUGAAGCCUCCUUUAUUUAGUGGUAUAGUAUAAUAGAAAGUGCCGAUUCAGUUUACUGUAGAUUUUGUUGAGCUACUGGCAAUCUGUGUUGGUGUUUUCCUUAUAAUUUGUUGAGGUGAUCCAGUAAUGUUGGAUUGCCCUCUCUAUUCUUUGUAAAAUAAUUCAAUCUGUAAUAAUUUUUUGUUAGUUCUGGUUUUGGUUUAUUUUCA